Molecule: messenger RNA, 603 nt
Organism: Fusarium venenatum
Lineage: Eukaryota; Fungi; Ascomycota; Sordariomycetes; Hypocreales; Nectriaceae
Source: RefSeq, a predicted model, not a curated record
AUGCUGAAGAAUGGAUCAGUGCUAGCUAAACUCGGAGGCUCAAGAGUUUUCAAAUGGCCCGUGUUUGAUUUGGCUAGCUCAAUCAGACCAAGAAUUAUGGACAAUACUAUUGUGAAAUGCACCGUGUUUGUUGGCUGUGAAAGUAUCAAAGCUAGCUGGAAUUGGAAGAGAGAAGCUGAUGAUCUGACUGUUGGUUUCUGCAGUAUAAGAUUGAUAUUGGACCUCUUGUACUACCAUCACCGCUCAACAACCAACAAUGACAUAGUUGACACCUCAACAGCUUCGUUUUCUCAGGAUCAACACUUGAUCAAAGCAUUAAGAAGACCCUGUACAAGCAAGCGAGUAUCCGCACCUACCCCAAGGCUGUCGAGUUUCCCCGCUCGGCUCGGUGUUUUGUUGAUCACUGUGAAGAACCAGGAUAGUGGCCAGGGUCUUGCGCUAGGACAGGACAGGGUAACCCCUGGAACGGUCCUAGAAGAAGAAGGCAGAGAUUAUCGUCUUCUGACGUUUGAUUCGUCCGAGCUACAGAUGCUCCCUGUCAAGCUCACUGCGGCUCAGGGCCAAUCCAGAUCUGAGGCCGGGGUACAGGCGCAUGGCUGCUAA